This is a messenger RNA of Drosophila gunungcola (fruit fly), 3410 nucleotides long. RefSeq names its product protein fem-1 homolog CG6966. Gene Ontology annotation, molecular function: protein binding. NCBI's taxonomy places the organism in Eukaryota, Metazoa, Arthropoda, Insecta, Diptera, Drosophilidae. The transcript is spliced from 5 exons. Bases 737 to 2761 code for a protein of 674 amino acids. The record is from RefSeq and is a predicted model, not a curated record.
GGAUUUUAAUUUGUCAGAAAAUCGCGGGCGGGACGGUUCAAACAGCGCGCCUCUUCGUGUGCGAUUUCCAAGAGUUUCUUCAGACCAUCGAUCUGCUUUCCUGGCUGUCGGACGAGUUUUCGAAAAACUCGGGAAGGCUUUUGAUUUGAGUUUGUGCUGAAUGGUGUGGAAUCGCAACGAAUCGAAUCGGAAAAUAGUGUGUUUAAUGCUCUAGUAACCGCCCUAGAGAGCAAAAAUUAAGGUAUCAAACGACCCGGAAACCAAAUCGAAACGCAGUAAAGAAAGAAAUUUUCGUCUUCCUGAGGGCUUAGCAAACCAAAAUAUAAAAGGCGAAUGAAAAGUGCGCAAAACGAUAUGUAAUACGAUUGCCAGGAAGACACGGAAGCAUUAAAAAGUACGACCAAAACGCAAUCGUUACAUAUUAUAUAUUCGCUCGGUUGGAAAGUUCUUCUUUUGUGCAGAAAAUCGACCACACAUCAAAAUAAAUUACUAGGAAAAGGGGCAGAAAAAAAAAAAACAAAAACAACAACAACAAAAGCAUCCUCAAGAAUCUCGACGCUCUCCCACUCCCACUCGCUCUCUUUCUCGCUCUCCCUAUUUCUCUCUUGACAAAGGCGGAGAAAGAAGCAAAACGAAAUAAAAAAUAAUCUUUUUCACCGCCAAACAAUAAGGAAAUUAAGUAAUUUUCAGCCAGCGAGUUUCUGCAGCAUUUAUGCCAGUUUAUUGACUCACAAAAAUGGAUUACAAAUUCAUUGUUUUCAACGCAGCGAGGGACAAUAAUUUGGCGCAAUUGAAGGCCACCCUUUACAACAAAAGUUCCGGCGAAGUAGGCAGCCUGAUCUCGGCAAAAGUGAACGGAGCCACCCCGCUGGUCAUCUCCUGCCGCAACGGACACUACGACAUUGUAGAAUACCUAUUGACAAAGUGCCGGGCGAAUGUGGAGCAGGUGGGUUCGGUCAGUUUUGACGGGGAGCCCAUCGAGGACGCCCCACCGCUGUGGUGCGCAGCGGCCGCCGGUCACCUGGGCAUCGUCAAGAUGCUCGUCCGCCGGGGGGCGAACGUGAACAGCACCACCAGGACGAAUUCGACACCGCUGAGAGCGGCCUGCUUCGACGGACACUACGAGAUCGUCAAGUAUCUUGUGCAUCACGGAGCGGACUUUGAGGUGGCGAACCGACAUGGCCACACCUGCCUGAUGAUAGCCUGCUACAAGGGCCACUUCCGCAUCGCCCAGUAUCUGCUCUCCCUGAACGCGGACGUGAAUCGAUGCAGCGUGAAGGGCAACACGGCGCUGCACGACUGCGCCGAGUCGGGCUCCCUGCAGAUCCUCCAGCUGCUGCUCAAGCACGGCGCCACCAUGGACGUGGAUUAUUACGGAAUGACUCCGCUGCUGGCGGCCAGUGUCACCGGUCACAUGCCCAUCGUAGAGCACCUAAUCACAUUACCCUGCGUGAGCAGGGAGUCAAGGAUUCACGCCCUGGAGCUGCUGGGUGCCACCUAUGUGGACCGGAAGCGGGACAUGGCCGCGGCACUGACUCUGUGGCGACGGGCGCUCGAGGAACGGUCACUGGUGCCACCGCUGGAGAAGAAGGUCCAGGAACCAGUGCCGGCCUAUGAGAUGGUCAAAGAGGUGACCAGCGUGGAGGAACUGGAGGAGAUGGUGUUGGAUCCUGACGAGAUGCGAAUGCAGGCUCUGGUCAUUAGGCAGCGCAUUCUGGGACCCACGCAUCCAGACACCAGCUACUAUAUCCGAUUCAGGGGUGCCCACUAUGCGGACGCUGGACGCUUCGACCGCUGCAUUGAACUUUGGUCGUACGCCCUGACCAUGCAGCAGAAGAUCCUGCAGCCACUCAGCCCGAUGACGCAAUCCUCGCUACUGUCCUUCGCCGAGCUCUUCAGCUUCAUGCUGGUGGAGGCGGGUCGCCUUCUGCCCAGGGGUCGGGUGGUCCCACCCAUCGAGGCGGACGGCAUGCUGACGAUCUUUUACAAGGCGGUCAAGGAGGUGGAGCGGGGUCAGGCCUUCACGCUGGAGCAGCAGAAGGACCAGCAGCACCCUCAGAAGCAGCUGCCGGCAGCUGACAAAUCGCCAUCCUGUUCGGCUUCCUCUUCCACAUCAUCAUCCUCUUCCUCUUCCUCAUCCGCAUCAUCCUCCUCCUCAACGACACUACUGUCGGCGCAUCAGCACGAUUGUAACCACGAUCCCAAUGCCCUGAGUCGCACCAUGAUAAGUGCCAUUCACAUAGGCUGCCUGCUGAGCUCCCUGCUGGACACCGAUGCCCUCAAUCCGGAGAUGCGUCGCCAGGUGAUGGGAGCCCUUUACCGCCUGAACCGCUUGAAGGUGCGCGUUCGGUUCGACCGGACCGCCCUGCACUACGCCUGCUAUCGGGAAGGCACGCUGGCCGGCCGCUAUCCCUCCUGCCAGUUCCCCUCGGUGACGCUAGCGAAGGCACUGCUGGAGGUGGGUGCGGAUCCCAAUGCCGUCGACGAAUCCGGCAACACGCCGCUGCAUCUGGCCACCAUGCAGCCCUAUGUGGAGCCCCUGUCGCACAUCCUGCUCGAGGGAGGAGCUCAUUUGGACACCAAAAACGAUGCUGGCGAGACGUUUGAGAGUCUGCUGGCCCCCACGCCGAUGCAUAAGAUCAUCGAUCCAAUGAAGUACACAACGCUGGCGUGCUUGGCUGCGAGGACUAUCAAGAAGCAUGACAUCCACUACGAGGGAACCGUGCCAGCCACCCUGUACGAGUUUAUCGAGCUGCACUAGAGGCGAGGAUCGGGACGAGAACUGGACGAGAGUCAAGAACUCAAUUCAUUCAACCGCUCACUGGAUCACUCGCUGGAGCAAUCGAUCAAACGCCUGCCCGCCCGCCAUCCAUCAAAUAAUACCUACUACUAUGACUACCGUCUAUUUACUGUAUAUUUAGAGAUGGAGAGAGAGUUCGAAACUAUGAUGAAUGAAGAAACAAAUGAAAAAGGACGAGAUCGUUACUAACGACUGGAAACUGAUUUGUGAUGUUAGCAAGCAAAGUGCCUGAAUCGACGGAUCAGGACAUUAACGAUAACUAUAACUGACAACGACAACAAAACAGAAGCCAAUAAAAGAAAACCAGGCGGAUAACCGAAACAACGCAAUGAAAAGUUCUGCAAGAGAUGAAUUUGCUGUCUUUGAAUUUUUGCUUGUGUAAUCUGUUGAAACUUUCUUUAUUAAUUAUGUGUUCUUGCUAUUCUAUUUUGUAUGAAUUAUGAUUAAAUUAACAUUGUAUGUACUUGUACUAUAUGACCAAAAGCCUGGGCGUGAUUGAGCAGCUUAAUUUUAAUUACCUGGCGCAAAGCCAGCCACUCCUCAACGCUGCAGCAACCACGCUCAAGCCAUGGAACAUCCAAAAACCAGAAUACCUAAAAAAAAAAAAUAA